UUGUUGAGGUAAAAAGCGAGCGCUGCUGCGUUUCUAUGGAACACCCGCCGAGUGAGUAGCAACCAUCGGGGUUGCCAUGGUUUCCGAACCAUGAGAGCCAUGCGCAGAAGGCCUACUCCUUCAGCUGUAGCCGCACCAGCAAGGAGCGAGCGAGUAACAAGUAGUGCGACUCGAGCUCAAAAUGUAAACGCACACACAACGACGUUUCCUGCAACCUGGAAUUCUGCAGCCCUGUGCUGCAGGACGUUCGGCUUACAGGGUGAGCGCUUGGUGUGCAAUACCGACGGCGUCGAAGUGGUGUGCCAAGGGUGCGGCCCGCACGGCCGGCAGCCCUGUAGGCCACAGGUCGUGAUGAAAAAGCAGUAAUAUGAAUGAAUCAAUCUUGACGGCGUUGACCAUCAUCUUUGUGGUGGGUGAGCCAUUCUGCGCCAUGGUAAGCCUGGUGGUCAAUCUCUACUGCAUUUGCCAGCUGAGUGGCCUGAGCAGCAGAGCCAAGAAUGCGGGCGCUCAAACGAAUAAGCAGGCUCUCAUCUGGAGCUCCCUCAACAUUGUGAUGGCCACCCUGGACCAGUCAGCCCUGACGCUGGUUUUCGGAGACUACCUGGGCCACAGCGGCCUCUGCAGACUUGUCAGCUUCGUGCGCACCCUCAACAUCGUGAUUGAUUCCUGGAUGAUGGUUAUCUUCUUUUUGAUCAUAUUGUCACCCUACAAAAGGUUCCCACACGCACCGUACUUCGUGUUUCUUGUAGCCACAAUUCCCCUGAUAAACGAGUUGGUUUUCCCCUCGAAGUCUCUGAACAUUGGUCCUCAAAUGGACAUCUGCGUGUAUGAUGAGAAAGCAAAAGUCCGCAUAUUUCUGCGCUUCUUCUUUGUCGACCAGAUUCCGAUCAUGUUAUCCUUUUCACUGAGCUUCAUGAUAGCGUAUAUCAGCAACAAGAAGAGAAAUCAACUGGCGUCUUACUUGGCCGGUUUGCUGAUAGGCCUCUUUAUUAUGAGCAUCCUGUCGCACGUGCCCUUCUGGCUCAUCCCCGUAAGCACUAGCGCCAUGACGAAGAAUAUCAUCGGACAUGCUUUCUACUAUGACAUGCUUGGAUCAAUGUUCGAGCGAAUUAUUGCCUGGGAAGCCGUGCCCUUGUUAGUGCUUAGGGCGCAGAAAUGUUUCGUCACACUCUCUAACAUCAUCGGGGAUGACGUUCUGAGCGCGCAGGAUCCGCAGCUUGAGGUGGUCGAACUGGAGGAGCUCGAGCAGCCCACCUUUAACCUUGCUGUUGUAAAAACUGAUAGAACUGACCUAUAAAGGUUCAGUCUGCGACAGAUAUCCCGGUCAGGGUAAGAAUUGGAUUUGUAACGAUCACCUUUUAAUCGGCUACUAUGAGAGUCAAUUUUAUUGAUUGGUCAACCGCUUUUCAGUUCAAUCUUUGGAUAUUGAAUUUUUAAGUUGGCCAAAUUUUACAAUUUUAAAAGCUUCACUUUGUGCUGUGAGGAUCCUAAGAUUUUAAUGUGAUCUGGAAUGUGUCCAAAUAAACCAAGAGGCUUAAUUUCCGAAUGAAAUUCAUUCGUCAGUGUUCCAUAUAAUAUAUAUGAUACAAAAUGUAUUUUCCCUGCGGCUUAAACGAUAUAGCUAUUUAUUAUGGCACCUAUUGUUGGCAACAACCUAAUGUUAAGAAGAAUAUCCAUUAAAUGUAUGA
This is a messenger RNA of Cloeon dipterum, 1688 nucleotides long. RefSeq lists its product as uncharacterized. The record is from RefSeq and is a predicted model, not a curated record. Bases 368 to 1297 code for a protein of 309 amino acids. The transcript is spliced from 3 exons. Lineage: Eukaryota; Metazoa; Arthropoda; Insecta; Ephemeroptera; Baetidae.